AUGCAAUCACCAUCGUCAUCAUCUCGACUAGCUGCUAAUUUAAUAAAACAAGCUAAACAAACAUUUUCAAACAUUUUACGUAGUUCAAAUUUAAAUAACAAUCUAAACAAUAAUUGCACAUCUCAUGCUACUGAUGGGAUGAAAAGAUCACUUGACUUUGAACCAUUAACAAGAUUAUUGAGUAAAAUAACAAAACAUGAUUUAAAUUUUACAUUAUUGGAUGAUGUACGCUGUUUAUCUGAAUCAAAUUCAAAUUCAGAACAUUUUUCAUCAUCAGUCGCCUACGAAAAUGCGCUAACAUUUUUAAGUUCGAAAGCACCCGUUUUUUAUAUGAAACUAUAUGAAGAUAAUCUCAUAAGCGCUGGAAUAUUUAUUAUAAAACAAAAUCAUAAAAUGCCAAUACAUGAUCAUCCGAAUAUGUAUGGAUUAAUCAAAGUUCUUGAUGGACACGGCCAUAUUAAUGCUUAUAGCGCUCUUGGUCAACCACAAACAUCGGAUAAUGAAAAUUUAAAUUGUACAAAAACAACAUCAACUUCAAUUCAUGCACAAUCUGAUGUUGCUGUACUAUAUCCAGAUCGAUCAAAUAUUCAUGAGAUAUAUGCAACAAACAAUGAUCACUGUGCAUUUCUCGAUAUUCUAGCACCACCCUAUUCAAAUGAAAACGAUUGUAGUUUUUUUGAAGUAUUUCCUAAUCCAGUUGACAGUACAAAUAAUGCGACAUGUAGAUAUUUAUUGAAACGCGUAUACGCAACAGACUAUUACACAGAAUCAUUGCAAUAUACGGGACCGACCAUUUCGUGA
Molecule: messenger RNA, 801 nt
Organism: Didymodactylos carnosus
Lineage: Eukaryota; Metazoa; Rotifera; Eurotatoria; Philodinida; Philodinidae
Source: the annotation of a GenBank genome assembly